AUGGCUUGGGAUCAUUUGUCUAUAAACAAGCCGCAUUUGGUAUACAUCAUUCUCGGCGGCUUCACCAGCAUUUUCAUGCUAUGCUCCCUCUUUAUUAAGGAGAAACUGUACAUUGGAGAAGCUACGGUGGCGACCAUAUGUGGUGUCAUCUUCGGACCUCAUGCCGCCAAUCUAAUUAACCCCUUGACCUGGGGCAAUACCGAUCAAAUCACGCUCGAGUUCUCUCGCAUAGUACUCGUGGUACAAUGCUUUGCCGUCGGCGUCGAGUUGCCAAAAGCCUACAUGGAACGACACUGGAAAUCGGUUGUCUUCCUACUCGUCCCAGUCAUGACUUUUGGCUGGCUCAUCACCAGCCUCUUCAUAUGGUGGAUGAUUGAACCUCUGACUUGGUUGGAGGCGCUGGUUUGUGCUGCUUGCGUCACAGCCACUGAUCCUGUCUUGGCCUCUUCAGUUGUCGGAAAGGGAAAGUUCGCCAAGCGUGUUCCGAAACAUCUUCGAGAUUUGUUAUCCGCUGAAUCCGGUUGCAACGAUGGCAUGGCUUUUCCAUUCAUAUAUUUGUCUCUAUAUCUCCUGAGAUAUGACCUUGGUGCCAAAGAGGUGGUGUAUCACUGGGUGUGCUUCACCAUUCUGUACGAAUGUAUAUUUGGUGCAUUUUUCGGCGUCAUGAUCGGCUAUAUUGGUCGCCAUGCCAUCAAAUGGGCAGAACGAAAAGGCUUGAUCGAUCGUGAAAGCUUCCUCGUGUUCUAUUUUGUCCUGGCUUUGUUUUGUGCAGGUUCCGGCAGUCUGCUUGGCAUGGACGACCUCCUCAUAGGCUUCGCCGCCGGAGUUGGUUUCUCCAAUGAUGGAUGGUUCACUGAAAAGACAGAGGAGUCUCAUGUUUCCAAUGUUAUUGACUUGCUCAUCAACUUGGCUUACUUUGUCUACUUCGGUACCAUAAUUCCCUGGGAUCAAUUCAACGCACCCGAACAUGGGAUGGUCCCCUGGAGGCUGGUCGUUAUUGCGGUAUUUGUCAUUUUCUUCCGACGCAUCCCGGUCAUGUUGGCAUUGAAGCCCUUUAUACCGGAUGUCAGGAAUUGGCGAGAAGCUUUGUUUGCUGGUCAUUUUGGACCCAUCGGAGUCGGUGCGAUCUUCGUCGCCAUUCUUGCUCGUGCGGAGCUUGAAACAGAUUCGACUGAGCCACUGGCCGUCCUCCCAGAACCGGGUUCAAAGGAUUAUGACUUGAUCUACUUGGUCUGGCCGAUAACAACAUUUCUCGUCAUCUCGUCAAUUCUCGUUCAUGGGUCGUCCAUCGCCGUGUUCACAUUGGGAAAGCGUAUCAACACUCUGACCAUUACACUUUCCUAUACCCAAGACAACGAAAAGGGUUCCGCUUGGAUGAACCGAUUGCCAAGGAUAAGCUCACAGUCGAGGUCAAUGUCACGCAUGUCUGUCGAAUCCGAUGUCGACGAAAAAUUGGACGUCCCGCCCGGCGAGUUGCCUCCUAUUGGUAUUCCAAAGCUACACCUCCGCCGCCAACGUGAGGAUGAGUACGAAAAUAAACCAGCACCACGCUCGUCGAGUCAUGGACGGGCUCGCAGACGCCGUAGACGCGACAAGGAGUCUGAUAUCCGUCUUGGUGGACCCAUCAGUCAGAGCGCGAUCGCACCGGCGAGACGGUCUGAACCAGCUCUUUCGACACAAGAAUCGGGUUCUGACACUUUAUUCGAGAAGUCUGAAGAACCAUCGCCAGAAUCUCGUCAAGACCGACUGGGUGAUUCCUCAACCUCAUCACCUGGCCCCGAGGAGACGGACGCUGAUCGUGAUCGGAAACGAGGUUCACGACGCAGACGGAGAUCAGAAUCCUCAUUGCCCGAUGGUCAGGAUGUUGAUAUCGAGGCGUACCAAGAAGGUGAUGAACUUGUUAUUGAGGAUGAGGAGGGCAAUGUCAUUGACACUGUCGAUACCUCCAAUAUGACCGAGGAACAAAAAGCUCAGAGGAUUGAAAAGGCGCGGAAUCGUCUCAGGAAGGACACCAGUGGCGAAUAUACCAAGCACAAGGGCGAGCCACACCCCAAAGACGAAGGCUCAGAGAUAGAAGAGGAGAUUGAGACCGCCCUUGAACAGCCAACGAAAACCCUCAAAAGCCGGUUCGAUCAGUGGAAGGGCUUCGGCCGGAAGAAGGAAGACGAAGCGGAAAGCUCAGAGCAGCCCAGGAAACCCGAAAGAAAGAGGGGUCCUGCACACGCGUAUCAGUUCGGAAACACCAUUAUUGUCGAGGAUGAAGAUGGCGAGGUUAUCAAGUCUUACACUAUUCCUUCUGAAGGAGGUGGGUCCAGACAACAAUAUCGUGAGGGACUUCGGCGGAUGAGCACUUGGGUUGGUCUCGGUAAACAGGCGGUUGGAGCGGAACCUGCCAAUACUACCGUCGAAGGAGAGACUGAUGGUACCGCAGAAGCGGACACAACUACAAAGAAUAUCCCUAACCGCAACGGGCCAGAUGGCCUGACAGAUGAUGGCCUCAGGAUGAUUAUAUCCAGGAGUGAGCAGUACGGCUUGACCGGUCUCCAGAAAAAGACACGGGAUGCACCGGGUACCAUCGCCCUUGGAUCGGGGCGACGCCUUUCGACUGCAGACUUUAUCAAACAAAUGCAGCAAAUGGACGCAAAAAGCAGAAUGCAUGAGGUAGAUCAAAGUGAUGCUCCUGAAGAGUUGAAGCGCGAGGUGAAAAAGGCAACUGAAAAUCAACGACCUGGUGCUCGCUCUGCAGGAUCCAAAACAGGUUCAACAUUGCAAGUACCCGGAUCACACGAUGCCCCAAGACCUCGCAGCAACAGUCCAACAAAUGCAGAUGACUAUUUCAGUGUCAGUAGAAGACCUCGGCCUCACCGGCUAACCAGCAACGAUCGCACUUCGACACUGGAAGAAGAAAGCGACGAGGAUGAAACACCUGAUAUUCCAACCCAUAAUGUUCGAACUAGUCUUGCCAAACACGCACAAGGCCAGACAGCUGCAGCUGCGCGAAGACGCCAGUUGGAGACUAUUCAGUCCAACGAAGACGAUGAUAAUGGGAAUCAGGGAGAGACAGCUGCGGAAAAACGUCGACGAUUGGCUGCCUUGGGUAUUGGUGGAGAUGAUGGGUCCAGCGAAAGUGACGAUGAUGAUCGACCGCGAAGUCAUGCAGCGGCAGUUCCUGAACCCGGUCAAGAGGGUCCAUCGCAACCAAGAGCUCGAAUUCAAUGGGGCGGUGAGAAGGGCAGAGAGAGGCAGCAAGAGCAGCCGGUAGAGGUCAAGAAGGAGGAAGAAGACAUCUAUGCUGGCGAUCCAAUUGUGGGCGCUGCUCGCAAGUUGAGAGGGAUGUUCAACAAGAAUAAGGCUGCCAAGUCUGCAGCGGCAUCGGCAGGAUCAUGA
Molecule: messenger RNA, 3387 nt
Organism: Exophiala bonariae
Lineage: Eukaryota; Fungi; Ascomycota; Eurotiomycetes; Chaetothyriales; Herpotrichiellaceae
Exons: 1
Coding region: 1-3387 (1128 amino acids)
Biological process (GO): regulation of membrane potential; intracellular potassium ion homeostasis; proton export across plasma membrane
Cellular component (GO): plasma membrane
Molecular function (GO): sodium:proton antiporter activity
Source: RefSeq, a predicted model, not a curated record